AUGGCACAAGAACUGGCGCGCUACAAGGUGGACAUCGCCGCACUCAGCGAGACCCGAUUCUCCGAACAAGGCCAACUGGAGGAGGUGGGUGCGGGCUACACCUUCUUCUGGAGUGGUCGACCCAAGGCAGAGCGACGAGACGCGGGUGUCGCCUUCGCCAUCCGGAUCGACAUCGUGGGACGACUGCCCUGUCUGCCGCAGGGAAUCAACAAUCGCCUGAUGAGCCUCCGCCUGCCCCUCCGGCGAGGAGGCAAGUUCGCCACCAUCAUCAGCGCCUACGCUCCGCCGAUGAGCAUCCCCGACGCCGCCGCAAGAGACAAGUUCUACGAGGACCUGCACGCCCUCUUGGCGACUGUGUCGAAGGCCGACAAGUUGACUGUCCUUGGUGACUUCAACGCCCGCGUCGGCACAGACCAUACUGCCUGGAGGGGAGUGCUGGGUCCUCACGGUCUCCGCGGCUCCAAGGACAACGGCCUGCUGCUCCUCUGCACCUGCGCAGAACACCGCCUCAUCCUGACGAACACGUUCUUCUGUCUGCCGGAGCGAGAGAAUGUCACCUGGAGGCAUCCUCGGUCACACACAUACACACACACACACACGAAAGUUCGACCGUCGAUUUCGACGAUGUCCACCGUGUGCCCCACAUCUGCAGCAGAGGUGGGAGCAGGGACGGUGACUUGCGCAGGGGUUUAUAGUGCCAGUAGACUUGCGCUGCAUCUACCUACACUCUCUCCUCCUCCCCGCCAGGGCCAGGUGUCAAGACAGAGUCAAGAAGACCGGAGACGAGGGAGGCUGCGGGUGGAUGGUUCGGACGGAUCCUCACCUUGGCGUUCCACCACACCCCCUGGUCCACACAACAAUAACCAGGAUUUCAACCGACACAACAGAGAUUUGGAUGCUGGCACGACCGAAGCCGCACCUGGGCGUGCCGCCAACGCCUGGCCCGGAUCCCACACUGUGGUGGGAAUGCCAUAA
Molecule: messenger RNA, 975 nt
Organism: Spirometra erinaceieuropaei
Lineage: Eukaryota; Metazoa; Platyhelminthes; Cestoda; Diphyllobothriidea; Diphyllobothriidae
Source: the annotation of a GenBank genome assembly